UAGAGAGAGAGAGAGGGAGAGAUAAAGACAGAGAAAUAGACAGAAAUAAAGAAAAAGAGAAAUAGAGACAUAUAGAAUUAAUAGAUUUAGUAGAGAGCAUAGUUGUUCCUUUUUUUUUUCUUUUUUCCUUUGCCCGUUAGUGAUUUAGUAAAGUACGAACGAGGAAGAAAAGAAAACAGAAAAUGAGUCAUCCUUUUCGAGGAAAUGUUAAGCUCCAGCUCGAGUAAAUAUUAGUAUUGUUUCGUUCGAUCGUAUCAGGGAGAAGGUUAGAAGGAAAUCGAGAAGGUCGUCGUUUUAGUAUCGCGCGAAUCGUCUUCUCGUGUGUCUCGUGCUGAGACUUCUCGCGUAGGUGUGGUGUGUGAAAAAGGAUUUUCUGUGACGAAGAACGAGUACCAACGAUCGUCGAAGCAACUACUACCUACGAUAUAUUACCUUCGUUGUUGGACGAGGACGAGGACGAGGACGACGACGUCGACGUCGACGUCGACGACGACGUUGCCGUUGCCGUUGCUGCUGCUGUUGCUAUUGCUAUUGCUUUUGCUGUUGCUGUUGCUGUUGCUGUUACUGAUGGUGUUACGGCUAAUAUAGGAACGUGCACCAAGAGACGUCGUUGUACCAGGAAGGAAUUGGACGUUGGCCUUGCAUCCAGAGAUUGAUGAGCGUGUAAAGGAGGACACGGAGUAUAUUGGCAAAACGCGUCGCGCGCACCACUCUCGACGAAUGGGAAGGAUCCAAUGAGAAGAGGAGCCAUCGCAGUAAGAAUUCAAAGUCAGGAUAAAUAUGUUCUUCUGGAUGACCGAAUAACCAUUGGAUAAACACAACGAAGAUGAAGCGGUCAUUGGUGCUGACUUGCUUUCUGCUGCUCCACUCCAGUAUCCUGGGUGCACCACGGACAGGCUGCAAAUUUCCAGAGGAGUGGAACGGACGGUGGUUUCAAUCGGGCAAUCCAGGCCUCGUGACCGUCAAUGGAUCUAUCAUAUCCAACAAGGGUCAUUGCAUCGAGGUCAAAGACGACGACAAGUUCCUCUUAUACGAUACAAAAGAGGGUUGCUACAGGUGUAUGGUCAUGCACGAAAAGCAUCCAAACGUGUUGCAGUACAAAGAAACUUAUUGCACGAUCGAAUCGCCGGAACCAAGUCUCGAGAUUAUUUGCAGUUACCUCACUAGCGACGCCAUCUUGAUCUCCCUCUUUCGAACGGGAGCAGCACCCUUACCAUGCCCCAUAAAGGGACCUCUGGAGUUCACUUACAGUCAGGGAGACGGCGAGUGUAAUUGGCCUCUCUCCCGUGCCGAAGUUUGCACGCAAGAGUCCCGUUUGCUUUUGCGUUAUCAGGCUUGCGCCAAUGUCCGUUCCUCCGAAAGCGUAGACGUCCAAUUGGAAUGUUUGGCGACCUGGAGAGAGGGCAGUACGAACUACAUGGUGGCGCGUUUGUACGGUGAUCGUAAGACGAACGACGAGGAAAGCUACAGGUGUUUUAUAUACACCAGAGGCUCGAACAACACGUGGCACAUGGCUCAAAGCGGAGACGCCACUUGUACCGGCCUUCUUAGCAUCACGGAGGCUGCGAAGACAUUUAAAAUGAAACAGAAAUACAUGACCGAACGGUGCGCAUAUCCUUCGUGGGUAGUAGCACCGAAGUCAUGGGUGGCGUUGGAUCGAAUGGCUUCACGUCUCUUAGCCUCGACAUAUAACCUGACGAUUCUCGAUCGAAACGAGACUCGAUUAGCCUGUCAUGCGAUGGUACCGAUCGAGGAUCAUCAUCAUCAUUACUCAUCGGCGACGCAUACUUACGAUCAGAUGAUGUUCGUCGCCAAAGCUACACGUGACUGCAAAAAUGGUUACGUUUGCAUCAUGUUUCAUAAAAGGGACGAACACGUGAUAGAGAUGCAACUAUCAAAAUGGAGCCAGCAGCCGGACGACGUAUGCAACUCGAGUACAUUCAACUCUCAUUCGACACCGUUCACGACGUUCAUUACAUCGGAUCCAAUGACAAGACAAUGUCCGUAUCUUGGUCGUUACGAAAUCGUUUCCGUGAUGCACUGGCACAGCGCCGACAACGUCGAGGAUACUCUAGGAGUGGACGGUGAACUAAGCAUAGCUAACGUCGUCGAAGUACAGGACGUUAGAGUGACGUCGACACCGUUCCCAAGGCGAUGCCAUCACGAGAGAGUUCGUUGGUUGGACAUAGGAUGCAGGACGCCCGAUCGAAUGGAGUUUGCGACCUCCUGCAGCGACGAAGCUCUAUCCGAGUAUUUGUGUCACGGAACCUGGAUCGAGAACGACACGGCUUACUUGGUGGCGAGUACCGACGUCGGCCGUUAUUGCCUCGUUUACAGUGCAUCCGCUGCUACGACCGGAGAUAGAGAACUUUCUGUGACGGGUCAUCUUGCAUCAUGUCCGAGAGCCUCGCAUCGGCAUCCUGUCUCUUGGCAGGUUAACCUCACUUCCUACGUUCAAUGCGGCGACAUCUCGUCUGCGUCGUCGUGGAGGUCACACGUGUCCUCCACUGUGCUCCUCAUCGUCCUCAGCGGCAUCCUCUUUGGCAGAUACAUCGCGAGGUGAUGCCACUGAACUUUGAAGCGCCAUACGCGAGUGGCUGUAUAGUUUAAAGGAAGAAAAUCUUUUCGAUGGACGAUGUGACGAAUUUCAAAAACGAAUGAAAAAUAAAAGAGAGAGGGAGAGAGAGAGAGAGAGAGAGAGAGAAAGAGAGAUA
This is a messenger RNA of Vespula pensylvanica (western yellowjacket), 2714 nucleotides long. RefSeq lists its product as uncharacterized. NCBI's taxonomy places the organism in Eukaryota, Metazoa, Arthropoda, Insecta, Hymenoptera, Vespidae. The coding region runs from base 827 to 2563 and encodes 578 amino acids. The record is from RefSeq and is a predicted model, not a curated record. The transcript has 12 exons.